AAUUUCCCAGCUCUUGUUCUCCCUCAACCUCUAGCUCAGUCCGCAGAUUCUUCCAACAGAAGGAUGGGCGGGGCUUUCUAAAAGGGAAGGGCAGCGGGCAAGUAGGCGGCGCGUCCAGAGUUUAAACUGGCAAGAUCGAGGUGUGGGGCGAGCAGGCCCUCUGAUACCGGAACUGGAGUCGUGCGGCGUCCAGUUUCCACGGGGAAGGCUUAGGCAGCAGUCCCGGCCUUCGGACUUCCGGGUUCUGUCCACUGAUUCCGUUGGCAGCAGUCGCUAUGGAGGAACCAGAGAUGCAGCUCAAGGGGAAGAAAGUCACGGACAAGUUCACUGAGAGUGUCUAUGUCCUGGCAAACGAGCCAUCUGUGGCCCUGUAUCGGCUGCAGGAGCAUGUGCGCCGCUCCCUGCCUGAGCUGGCCCAACACAAGGCUGACAUGCAGCGGUGGGAGGAACAAAGCCAAGGAGCCAUCUACACCGUGGAGUAUGCCUGCAGUGCUGUGAAGAACCUGGUUGACAGCAGUGUCUACUUCCGCAGCGUCGAGGGUCUGCUCAAACAGGCCAUCAGCAUCCGGGACCACAUGAAUGCCACUGCUCAGGGCCACAGCCCCGAUGAAUCACUCCCACCCUCCUCAGCCUGAUUCCAGAAGCAACUUAGAGGCUGCUGUUCCUCCCCCAUCCCAGCGCCCCCCACCAGCGUCUUCUGAGUCUCCGGCCCAAGUGCCCGCCCAUCACAGCCUAUGGCACCUCCCUCUAUGCAAAUAAGUUCGCCUCGUCCAAUCAGCCUCGGGAGCCGGGCUGCCCACUCAUAAGGCAUCUAGCUGCCGGCUCUGAGAGCUCUGUGCAGCCGCUGCAAAUUCCGAGUGCUGCGUGUCCGAGUGACCCGGCAGAGCAGGUGCGUGUCACGUCGAGACUCGUGCAGUGUCCUCUGAAUGGUUUCUGUGGGCUGGAUUUGGUUAUAGGUCCGGAUGUGCUGCUGUGCGUUCCAGAUGUGCUACUGUGCGUUCCAGGGUUGGCUGUGCGUCAGAGGGGUAGUGUCCCUGGGGUGUUAAGCAUGAAAGUUGUGUUUCCGGCAGUUGUGUGUCUGAAGGAGUGUAUAAGUCUGAAGAGCGUGUUCAAGGGAUUGUGUUUCUGAGAGUCUAUAUGUGCAAGUGUGUUGUCCAAGGGGUACUGUGUCUUAGGGUUGUGUGUCCAUGGAGUUGUGACUCUUAAUGGUAUUGUGUGUCUGAAGAGAUUUAUAUCUGAGGAGCAGUGUGUUUGAGAGUUAUGUGUGCAAGCAUUUAUGUCUGAAGUUUUGAUGUG
Messenger RNA from Otolemur garnettii (small-eared galago), 1296 nucleotides. RefSeq names its product BLOC-1 related complex subunit 8 (gene BORCS8). Gene Ontology annotation, cellular component: BORC complex. NCBI's taxonomy places the organism in Eukaryota, Metazoa, Chordata, Mammalia, Primates, Galagidae. The coding region runs from base 276 to 635 and encodes 119 amino acids. The transcript is spliced from 7 exons. The record is from RefSeq and is a predicted model, not a curated record.